AUGUUAUCCAAUUCCCCAGAUAUGUUUCACCAAGUGAGACUACUCCAAGCGCUGUUGAAGUCUUCCAAUAUAAAUUUACAAACCAUGGAAUUUAAAGUUCAUUCAUCGGCGGUUUAUGAAUAUCAAAUGGAAAUGUUACAUCAUUUAUUAAGUGUUGAGUCUAAAACCUUACCCAACUUAACGUUAAUUGAACAACAGCCAGAGAUUAAAUUAGGAAUGAGGCCGUUGUUGUUGGAUUUCUUAAUGGAAGUUAUUACCAUUCUUAAUUUGUCAAGAUCUACAUUCCCAUUGACGGUUAAUUUAAUUGACAGAUAUUGUUCCACCAGAAUCGUUAAGAAACAACAUUAUCAAUUGUUGGGCUUGACGUCGUUGUGGAUUAGUUGUAAGAACUUAGAUUCCAAAUAUAAGAUUCCAAGUUUAAAUGAUUUAAGAAAAAUUUGUGUUGAUAGUUAUUACAAGGAAUUGUUUAUUGAGAUGGAAAAACAUAUCUUGAAGAGUUUGGAUUGGUUAGUUUCUGCUCCAACUUUUGAUUCAUUUAUUGAUUUGUAUUUGAAUUUGUUAAUAUCCAACAAUGCUAAUCUGAAUGUUGUUGAGUUGGUCAAGAAGAAUUCCCAAAAGAUCAAAUUAUUGGCUAAUUAUAUUGGAGAGUUAUUUCAAUUUUAUCCAAAUAUAUACUUUGACUAUACUUCUUCCCAGAUUGGUUUAAUUUGUAUUCUUACGUCCAUACUUACUUUGAAGAUCCCAAUUAAUUUGAUUAGCUUGCUUAACUUUUGCAAUGAUUUAUUAAAGACAGAAGAAUAUAAAUCUAAUUGUAAUGGUUCAGACCCUGCUGAUAACUUUGAUGAAAUUCUCUCAGUUCAAGCUUUCCAAUCCUUAUUGAAUAAGAACUUCCUCAAGAACCUUGUUAAGAUUAUCGAUAACCCACCAAAAUCAAUUGAGGUUAAAUACUUCUCCGAAGGUGGUAAAUAUUCACAAUUAAUGAAGUCGCUUGUCCAUUGUGCUGCUGAUUCUUUGAAUUCAUUGGUAUCACCUCCACCAUUAACCCCAAAGGUUGCUACUCAUAACCUUAAGAAGCCUUCCAUAUCAAUCGAUAGUUCAAUGUUACCACUCACUCCAAUAUCCAACAGUACUUCCCCCAAAAGACCUUUACUCGAUUCAGAUUCCACAAAUGAGACGGCGAACACUACUUCUGCUGUCGCUGGUGGCAAUGUUGCUUUUACACCAAUUGUUGGUAUGGGUACAAUUACUCCAGUAUCCAGGAGUUCACCAGGUAAGAAAAGAGGAUAUGAUUGUAUUGAUGAAUUGGAGAUUUCUGAAUCAACAAUUCAACAAUAUGGUUUGGAUACUUGUGAAGAGUUGAAGAAAUCCAAGAGUAAUUGGCAAAUGUUCUACAUCCCACAGUAG
Hemisphaericaspora subhashii is the source of this 1404-nucleotide messenger RNA. It is a transcript of the gene CLN3, whose product is annotated as cyclin. Gene Ontology annotation, biological process: mitotic cell cycle phase transition; regulation of G1/S transition of mitotic cell cycle; regulation of cyclin-dependent protein serine/threonine kinase activity. The transcript has a single exon. The coding region runs from base 1 to 1404 and encodes 467 amino acids. The record is from RefSeq and is a predicted model, not a curated record. Gene Ontology annotation, cellular component: cyclin-dependent protein kinase holoenzyme complex; cytoplasm; nucleus. Gene Ontology annotation, molecular function: cyclin-dependent protein serine/threonine kinase regulator activity. Lineage: Eukaryota; Fungi; Ascomycota; Pichiomycetes; Serinales; Debaryomycetaceae.